AUGAGGAGAUUUUCGGUUGAUAGAGCAAGUAUUGAGAAUGUGAACAUUGUGCAACAGGAAACCGAAUUAGAAGCACCGCCUAAUGUAAUUAAUGAGUUUAACCCAAAUGAAAUUGUGCGUGAUCCAGGUUGUAGGAAACAAAUUAAUGAGUAUGCUCCGGAUAUUCAAGACCAAGUGAGGAGGGCAUAUAUAUUGAAAGGUCCAAUGCAACCAGAUUUGUCAAGCUUUCCUCGUACUCAAUUUGGAAGUAUUAAAAGAGCAUUUAGUAAAUCAUGGUAUAAGAAUUAUACAUGGUUAGAAUACAGUGAGAUCAAGGAUGCAGCUUAUUGUUUUUAUUGCUUUCUCUUUAAGAAACCCGGAAGGGCCGAGCACUUUGGUUUUGAAGUCUUCACUAAAAGCGGAUAUAAAGAUUGGAAGCAUGCAUCUCAAGUCUUGUAA
Messenger RNA from Vicia villosa (hairy vetch), 438 nucleotides. RefSeq lists its product as uncharacterized. The transcript has a single exon. The record is from RefSeq and is a predicted model, not a curated record. Bases 1 to 438 code for a protein of 145 amino acids. Lineage: Eukaryota; Viridiplantae; Streptophyta; Magnoliopsida; Fabales; Fabaceae.